Molecule: messenger RNA, 638 nt
Organism: Adineta ricciae
Lineage: Eukaryota; Metazoa; Rotifera; Eurotatoria; Adinetida; Adinetidae
Source: the annotation of a GenBank genome assembly
AUGUCAGCACUUAAAAGUACCUUACCCACGUUUCAAAGCUCCUCAUUAUCAUCAUCAUCGACUUCGUCAUUAUAUACGAAUUCAUACGUACCGCAGACAUCAUCGACGCCUAAUCACAACCAUAAUCAUAAUAAUACUUCGAAUAAUCAUAUUUCCUAUCCGUAUCGUUCAACAUCAUCGUUAUAUAGUACAGAAUCGAAUCAUCUAAACGGUUCGUCAUACCCAAUGUCGUCGUCGACGUACCGUUCUCAAUCACUUGCCUUUCCGAAACCGUCUAUGUUCCAUCAAACACGCGAAAAAGAAAAGUUAGAAUUAUCCACCUUAAAUGAUAAAUUUGCUGACUAUGUCGAAAAAGUUCGAUAUCUCGAAGCCCAGAAUAAGAAAGUUCAAAUGGAGACCACCAUUCUCAAUGAGAAACAAGAUACGAAUUGUCAACGAAUGAAAAGCAUGUUCGAAAAUGAAGUUGCACAAUUGAAAGAGAUCGUAGAGAAACUCUUUCAAGAGAAAAAUACCAUUACCUACGCCGCCAAAGAAGCACAGAAUGGCAUUUAUCCUUUAAAGCAACGUCUUAAUCAAACAUUCAAAGAAAGCGAUUCAUCCAAGUACGAAACCGAACGAAUCGAACGGCAAUUAUCAUC